AAAAAAAGUGGGCGAGGGAGAAGAAAAAAUGAGGGGAAAGGUUGAAAAAUGGCGAUGCAUAUGGAAUUGGAACGAACGGGGGAUACGUUGUGGAUGGGGAUGGAGGCAGCGUGAAUUGCACGAGGGCCCAGACACCGUAGAGGAGCUUCUCGAUAGGCAUCUCGUCAAAAACAAUAAGACGAAAGACGAAGACGAGUUGGAGAAUCGGAGGCGACUCACCAGCACUCGGCGAGAAGCGCUGAGUCUGUACCGAGAGAUUCUUCGGGCCACGCGCUUCUUCACCUGGCCCGAUUCCAGGGGCGUCCUCUGGCGCGACGUACUCAGAGACAACGCUCGAACAGAGUUCGAACAGGCCCGAUUCGAGUCCGACCCGGAAAUCGUGACCCGUUUGCUUAUCGGUGGCCGCGAGGCCCUCCACUCCGCUAUUGAUAAGCUCGCCCAGAAGCACAGGCAACACAUUCACAAGGAUCCUUCCUCUGAUCAACGCUGAUUUAUAAUUAGGGAAAUUAAAUCUUCAGGUUUUGUUGUGCAGGACACUCUGUUCAUGUGGGAUACCCUCAAGCUGCAUAAUGUGCAAUGUAUUCUGCUGUUUGACAUUGUUCUUUCUGAUAGGGCUAUGGCCAAACUAGUGAAAGAGCUAUGUACUUUAUUAGUUUAUUACCUGUAUGGACAUGAACAUAUUGUUCAUGAUCAUCUGGAGGUAUUGGAAAAUGUUUGCUGUCACCCCUUUGGAUGUAAAUACUUAGAGAGAGAAAGAGAGAAAGAGAGAGAGAGAUGAAGUGACAGGAAGAGAUAUGAUAUGCUUCUAAAUCAGAAUU
Messenger RNA from Abrus precatorius (Indian licorice), 818 nucleotides. RefSeq lists its product as uncharacterized. The coding region runs from base 29 to 490 and encodes 153 amino acids. The record is from RefSeq and is a predicted model, not a curated record. Gene Ontology annotation, biological process: mitochondrial respiratory chain complex III assembly. The transcript is spliced from 2 exons. Lineage: Eukaryota; Viridiplantae; Streptophyta; Magnoliopsida; Fabales; Fabaceae.